GUAUAUGUGUAUAUAAAAAUGCAAGUACAUAAAAGGAUUUUCUUUGUAAUAUUUACUUUAUGUGGGAUCGUUCUAUCUAACAUUAUAUAUCCAACUACAGGUAUAACAUGGGAAGUCGGACAGUCAGUUAAUAUGAUAUUAGAUUCUGGUCAAGCAGGAGAAACUGUCAGUAUUUUUUUCAAUAAUGAUCGAGAUACUAUUUUGGCUGGAGGACCCAUUGAUAAAGGAAAUGUUAAUAGUCAUUCUUUUCAGUUUACAGUUCCAUUGAAGGCACUCAGUUCUGCGGGCGGAUUAACUGAGCUUCUUGUAGUUCAUCGUAUUUCUGGAUAUCUCUCUUCUGUUGAUACUGUCCUUGUCAAAAUUAUAUUGUAA
Messenger RNA from Cokeromyces recurvatus, 372 nucleotides. RefSeq lists its product as uncharacterized. Bases 19 to 372 code for a protein of 117 amino acids. Lineage: Eukaryota; Fungi; Mucoromycota; Mucoromycetes; Mucorales; Mucoraceae. The transcript has 3 exons. The record is from RefSeq and is a predicted model, not a curated record.